GUGUGCACGAAUGCAUGCCAUGUCACAGGAUCUCAUCGUGCGAACCUGGGUGUUUGGGCCUGUGGGAGCAACCUCCAAUAAUGGCCUGCCUUGAACUUUACCACGCGUGGCAUCCGUUUGCAUGCUGGUGAGCACUACAUACUGAGCCCGCGAAAUUCUCUGCUCCCCGCCACUUUUGCUCAAUGCUGCCACUGCAAGGUUUUUUGGCACUACUCAGUCCUCCGUAUUCCGUACACAGUCCUGCGUCAAGAGAAGGACGAAGCACUCAGCCACAGAUUCGACCUGUCGGCCCACUCUCCGAAACUGCAGAAAACGUCCCGGAGUUCCCCUCGUAUUAUUACGUUUCUCCCACUCGUGAAAGCGCGCUUGACAGCAUCUUUCUUUUCGUCUCCUGCGCGUUCCCACCAAAAGUCGCACGGCUGGCUGACGACAGGACGGAGUGUGCCCCGAUUCCUGAGCGUUGCAACGUUUUGCAAAGAAGUUUUCGUAAACGAGAGCAAAGGCCAUGUGAGGCAGUGGCGAAGCGACGACGGCUAGGAGGAAAAGGGAAUCGCACACGAAUUAAAGUUUGCAGCGGUAAUAGGAGGACCACAUCCCCCGUCUAUCAAUACAGGCGAGCCUCGAGUCUCCACCUGCAAGGCGCCAACACCAGCACCCAGGGUUGACGAAGCAUGGAAGCGCCAAUAAUCGAAGAAGCUUGUUGGAAUAUGGUGGCGCAAUACUGUGAAAGGCUGGUGCGGUAACCGAAGGAGCCAAACCCGCUCGUUGGUGAUGGGUGAACGGUGCGACUUGUACAUAUCUGCAAUAGCCAUGCUUUGGACUC
Westerdykella ornata is the source of this 823-nucleotide messenger RNA. RefSeq lists its product as uncharacterized. The coding region runs from base 183 to 665 and encodes 160 amino acids. NCBI's taxonomy places the organism in Eukaryota, Fungi, Ascomycota, Dothideomycetes, Pleosporales, Sporormiaceae. The record is from RefSeq and is a predicted model, not a curated record. The transcript has 2 exons.